AGCAAGUCCUCUCUAUGUUAUAUCAGUAUGUGGAGACAUUGCUCGCUGAACGUGAAUUCUGCAAAACACACUGCGAAUGGUGAUCAACAUGUCGAGCGUAGCAGCCGACGUAUUUUUGUUUCCUCCAGGGGAGCCUUACUCCGUCAAUUCCUAUUGACUUCCGGCGCCAAGCUGAAAGCUGAAAACAUCAGAAUGAAUCUCGAACUGCUAGAAUCGUUUGGGCAGAACUACCCAGAGGAUUUUGAUGGUGCACUUGACUGUGUUAGCAUAGCUGUAACCUGUGCCUUUAAUCGCCAAGGGACUUUGCUUGCAGUAGGUUGCAAUGAUGGACGUGUAGUUGUAUGGGAUUUCUUGACACGUGGUAUUGCAAAGAUUAUCAAUGCCCAUGUACAUCCAGUUUGUUCACUGAGCUGGAAUCGAAAUGGCCACAAAUUGUUAAGUGCAGCAACCGACAAUACGGUAUCAGUGUGGGAUGUAUUGUCAGGAGAAAACGACCGAACCUACAGAUUUCCAUCCCCAGUUUUAAAAGUGCAGUUCCAUCCACGGAGCAGCAACCAGUUCCUGGUGUGCCCUCUCAAACAUGCAGCUGUCCUCAUGAACACAUCUGGUUCCCAUCAAGUGAUUCCUCUAGAUGAUAAUGAUCUCAAUAUCAUAGCUACAUUUGACCGACGAGGAAAGUAUAUUUACACAGGAAAUGCAAAAGGACGGAUCUUAGUGUUCAAGACAGAGAAUUUGGAACUUGUUGCAUCAUUCCGGGUGACAACAGGCACAUUAAACACCACUGCCAUAAAAUCAAUUGAAUUUGCACGUCGUGGAGAGUGUUUCUUGGUUAACUCAGCAGACAGAAUCAUUCGUGUUUAUGAGAGCCGUGAGGUCCUGACAUGUGGAAAGGAUGGAGAGCCAGAGCCAAUACAGAAACUUCAAGACCUUGUGAACAAAACAUUGUGGAAGAAAUGUUGUUUUUCUGGUGAUGGAGAAUACAUAGUGGCUGGUUCUGCACGGCAGCACUCACUCUACAUUUGGGAAAAGUCUGUGGGGAACUUAGUUAAAAUCUUGCAUGGAACCAAAGGAGAACUACUUCUUGAUGUCGUGUGGCAUCCUGUCCGUCCAAUCAUUGCAUCCAUUUCCAGUGGCCUAGUCUCCAUCUGGGCACAGAAUCAAGUGGAAAACUGGAGUGCAUUUGCUCCAGAUUUCAAAGAAUUAGAUGAAAAUGUGGAGUAUGAUGAGAGAGAAUCUGAAUUUGACCUUGAAGAUGAAGACAAAGAAAAGGUGGACACAAAAGGUCCUGAUCAAGAAGACACAGAAGUUGAUGUAACAACAGUGGAACCUAUACAAGCCUUUGUCAGCAGUGAUGAAGAGGAUGAAGAUCUGGAUGCGUUAAUGUACCUCCCUGUCUCACCAGAGGUAGAUGAACCAGAAGAAGUGUGGCAGGGAACCGGGGACGGUGCUGUGCGGGUGGGCCUGCAUGCCACGGCAGGGGGCCAGAAGCUGCAAGAUGAUGGCAUGACACCUGCAGCAGCAGAAAAGAAACGCAGCCACAGCAACACAGACCAGUUAGCAAGCAGCAAAAAGAAGAAAAUGAAAGCCUUUGAUGUACAUCUUCCAGAUGCUCCAAAGGAUGAAAUUCAUCCACUUCUCAGCGCCAACGCCAAAAAGAGUCAAGAAAAUAAAAGCCAGCCACGUAAAUCUCGACCACAGAAGUCUCGUUCCUCUCGACUAGAAAAGCGCAGGGAGCGAGCAAAAGUGUCUGACCCAGAAAUUUCGUACAGGGAAAAUACGAAUUCUGGUGACAGUAUUCCCUUGUGAGGAAGAAUGCAGACAGCUGAAAAAUCAAAAAGUGAACUCCACAGGCAUCCCUCAAGCUGUGUCCCUUUCAGGAAGAGUUGGAAAUGUCAUGUCCUCCUCAAGGAUGGCAGCAGUGUUUGCGGGACAAGUAUUCAUAUAGCAAUUAGAGGUCUGCAGUUAAGGAUCAUUUUGUCUGCCACAGAAUGGAUUUUCUAUUUCUCCAGAAUGGCACUUUUUGCUUGUUGUUAGAGGGAGUCGGGGAUAUCACAGUUGUGUGGUGACGAUUCAGUCAUAACUAAAACCCAAAAGCGCAGUGUAGUUGAUUAAUAAACGUUUUGCCAAUCAGAAUAUUGUGUUGUCUACACAAACUAUGAUUUCAGAGAUGAAUGAUGGUGGUGAAAUAAAAUUUUUUAAUGCAGAUA
Pomacea canaliculata is the source of this 2207-nucleotide messenger RNA. RefSeq names its product retinoblastoma-binding protein 5 homolog. Bases 28 to 1806 code for a protein of 592 amino acids. Gene Ontology annotation, molecular function: protein binding. The transcript has 17 exons. Gene Ontology annotation, cellular component: Set1C/COMPASS complex. Lineage: Eukaryota; Metazoa; Mollusca; Gastropoda; Architaenioglossa; Ampullariidae. The record is from RefSeq and is a predicted model, not a curated record.